This is a messenger RNA of Arachis stenosperma, 2062 nucleotides long. RefSeq lists its product as uncharacterized. NCBI's taxonomy places the organism in Eukaryota, Viridiplantae, Streptophyta, Magnoliopsida, Fabales, Fabaceae. The transcript has 2 exons. Bases 156 to 1925 code for a protein of 589 amino acids. Gene Ontology annotation, molecular function: damaged DNA binding; 5'-3' DNA exonuclease activity. The record is from RefSeq and is a predicted model, not a curated record. Gene Ontology annotation, biological process: double-strand break repair via nonhomologous end joining; interstrand cross-link repair; protection from non-homologous end joining at telomere.
UCUGAGGAUUCUAGUUAGGGUUUUCCCCAGAUCUACACACCAAAUUUUCGAAUUCGUAUUUGUUUGGAUACGGUUUUCACCGAUUCACGAUCCAUAAGCAAUUAUAAGAGUUUGAAAUGAGUGGAUGAUGUAUAUUAUUGUUAAUUCUCAAGAAGAUGCCGAUCGAGAUGCCGCGAGGGCUUCCAUUCUCGGUGGACACGUGGAGUCCCUCAUCCAUGGCCUCCAAGAGGCACCAUUUCUUGAGCCACGCCCACAGGGACCAUUCUUCCGGCAUCUCUUCCUACUUCUCCAUCCCUAUUUACUCCACUCUUCUCACCAAAAACCUCCUCCUCCGCCACUUCCCGCACCUUCAGCCACAUGCUGCGUCCUUCUUUACCAUCGAGGUAGGUCAAUCCUUGACCCUCGACGACCCUUCUGGCCCCUUCACUGUCACUGCUUUCGACGCCAAUCACUGCCCUGGAGCUGUGAUGCUCCUGUUUGAGGGCAAAUUUGGAAAUAUUCUACACACAGGGGACUGCAGGCUGACCCCUGAAUGUGUACGGAACCUCCCUGCUAAGUAUGUUGGAAAGAAAGGGAAACCGCCGCCUUGCGCGCUUGAUUGUGUCUUCUUGGAUUGUACAUUCGGUAGCUUCUCUCAGGCGAUGCCUAGCAAGAAUUCUGCUGUUCAGCAGGUUGUUAAUUGUAUAUGGAAGCAUCCUGAUGCAUUAACGGUGUAUUUGAUAUGUGACAUGCUUGGUCAGGAAGAGAUACUUCUUAGUGUUUCCAAAACAUUUGGAAGCAAGAUUUAUGUUGAUAGAGCUGAAAAUCCGGAUUGUUUCAAGAAUUUAGAACUUACUGCGCCUGAAAUACUGUGUGAAGAUCGUUUGUGUCGUUUCCAUUUGUUCGAUGGAUCCCCGGGGCUGUAUGAGAGAGCUAAAGCAAAGCUGUUAGAGGCCAAGGCUGCUCUUCAGCCUGAACCACUCUUUGUCCGCCCUUCUUCGCAGUGGUAUGCCAUUGAAGAAGGGUUCUCUGACAUUGAAAAUGCUAGGAAAAGGAGGAUUAGCGAAGCAGUUGUCGAUCAGUUUGGUGUUUGGCAUGUCUGCUAUUCAAUGCACUCGUCCAAGGAAGAAUUGGAAUGGGCACUACAACUUCUUGCACCUAAAUGGGUUGUUUCGACAACUCCCAGCUGUAGGGCUAUGGAGCUGGAUUAUGUCAAGAAACACUGUUUUAAGUCUAAAGCUGCUCUCAGUAGCUCCAUAUGGAAGCUUCUUGAUAUAAAUGUGGAAGCUUCUGAAGAUGCUGAUGCAUUCAUGAAAUCUGUGAGCUGUUCUCCAGUGGUUGAAGAGACACCUCAGCCUUUUGCUCGAAUUGAAUCACCAGUGAAACAGCGCACAGACACUAUAAAACUUGUGUCUCUUCCUGCUCAAAGAUUGCCUGUCACGUUAUUUGGAAGAGCAAGGCUGAGUCUUCAAGAUUCGAGCUUUUCACGGGUAGGGUGUAAUAGCUUACCUACUAAUGUCCCCACGCAAGCAAUUUCAAGCAAUGCAGGAAAAGAAGUCCUGGAUGGCAGGAAGGAUGCUGAGGCGAAAUUGGGGAGAUCACCGGAAAGAAAAGAUUUACGUCAAGUUAAGUAUCAGCCAUCUGAGGAUCAGGAAAUAAGAGAUUUACAUCAAGUUAAGUAUCAGCAAUCUGAUGAUCAGGAAUCUGAGGUUCAGGAAAUAAUAGAUUUACAUCAAGUUAAGUAUCAGCAAUCAGAGGAUCAGGAAUCUGAGGUUAAGGAAAUAAGAGUUAAUAAUAGUCGCUCUUAUUUAAAUAUUAGACCUUCAGGCAUGAGUGAUAGUGUCAGAAAGUUGUACAGGCGUAUGAAUGUUCCCGUGCCUGAACCUCUUCCAUCAUUGGUGAAACUUAUGAAUUCCAAUAAACGUGCCAAGAGAGGAAUUUUUUAGUUUUAUUCUUUUAACUACGGUUUGCCAAUUUCCAUAUUGGUAGAUGCCAAUGCACCGAGUCUUGUAAAAUUGUUUGUGUUUUUUCUGUAUUUGAAUUUACGAACAUUGGUAUACUGCUUCUAUACCUACAUUUGCAA